Pollicipes pollicipes is the source of this 853-nucleotide messenger RNA. RefSeq names its product 40S ribosomal protein S6. Lineage: Eukaryota; Metazoa; Arthropoda; Thecostraca; Pollicipedomorpha; Pollicipedidae. Gene Ontology annotation, biological process: translation. The transcript is spliced from 5 exons. Gene Ontology annotation, molecular function: structural constituent of ribosome. The record is from RefSeq and is a predicted model, not a curated record. Gene Ontology annotation, cellular component: ribosome. The coding region runs from base 52 to 804 and encodes 250 amino acids.
CUAUCCUGUCCCUUUUCCGGUGAACACCGUCGGUCCGGCUGGCAGUCGGACAUGAAGCUCAACGUAUCAUACCCCCCUCAGGGGUCACAGAAGCUCUUUGAAAUUGACGAUGAGAAGAAGGUGCGGGUCUUCUAUGAGAAGCGCAUUGGUGCCACCGUGGACAUGGAUUCCAUUGGUGAUGAGUGGAAGGGGUACAUCUGCCGCAUAGCAGGAGGCAAUGACAAGCAGGGAUUCCCCAUGAAGCAGGGUGUCCUGACUACAAACCGCGUGCGCCUGCUGCUGAGCAAGGGCCACUCGUGCUACCGCCCGCGCAGGAAGGGAGAGAGGAAGCGCAAGUCGGUGCGCGGCUGCAUCGUGGACUCCACCCUCUCCGUCAUCUCCCUGGUGCUCGUCAAGAAGGGCGAACAGGAGAUCCCCGGUCUGACGGACGUGACCGUGCCGCGCCGCCUCGGGCCCAAGCGCGCCAACAACAUCCGCAAGCUGUUCAACCUGACCAAGGAGGACGACGUGCGGCAGUACGUGCUGAAGCGCCCUGUGCCUCCCAAGGAGGGCAAGGAGAACGCCAAGCAGCGUUUCAAGUCGCCCAAGAUCCAGCGGCUCAUCACCCCCGUCCGCCUGCAGCGCAAGCGGCACCGCGCCGCGCUCAAGAAGCGCCGUGUCGAGAAGCGGAAUGUGGAGGCGGCCGAGUACGCGCGCCUGCUGGCCCAGCGCUCCAAGGAGUCCACGGAGAAGAAGAAGGAGGCGCGCCGCCGUCGCUCUUCCAUGCGCGACUCGCAGACCUCGCAGGACAGCAAGAAGAAAUGAGCUAGGCGAGACUGUACCGUGACCGUGGUCAAUACACGUCGGUCGCGUC